Molecule: messenger RNA, 553 nt
Organism: Spinacia oleracea (spinach)
Lineage: Eukaryota; Viridiplantae; Streptophyta; Magnoliopsida; Caryophyllales; Amaranthaceae
Product: monothiol glutaredoxin-S1-like
Exons: 1
Coding region: 1-321 (106 amino acids)
Source: RefSeq, a predicted model, not a curated record
AUGGAAGCAGUGAAGCGUUUAGUAGAUGGAAAGCCAGUGGUUAUAUUCAGCAAGAGUACAUGUUGUAUGAGCCACACAGUGAAGCAACUAAUAAGCAGCUAUGGAGCAAAUGCAACCAUUUAUGAACUCGAUGAAUUACCAAAUAGAAAUGAGAUUGAUAAAGCACUGCAAAAACUUGGGCUUAAGCCUAGUGUUCCAGCUGUUUUUAUAAACCAAAGGUUUGUUGGUGGAGCUAAAGAAAUUAUAAGUUUGCAAGUCCGAGGCAGAUUGGUUCCAAUGCUGAUGGAGGCCGGGGCUAUUUGGGUCUGGAAAACUCACUAGUUCUUUUACUUCCCUUUAUUUUCCCAUAUAAUGUUUCCUUUUUUUUAUUUCACCAAAAAAAGAGAACAGAGGACAGUAGUAGACUAAUAUACAAAACUAAGGGGCUCCGGCCCUGUUGAGUCUGCAAUGUCCACGGAAUUCAAGGCUUUAAAACAGAGAACGCAUCCCCAUGCUAAUGUAUGUCCCUUAUGUAUCCUGCAUGAAUAUACUUAACACUUAUAAAUUAUGAUUA